GGGCGUCAAGAGUUCCGUGCCUCUUUUUCGGCGACGCUGUGUUGUGCACGUAUAUCCAUACGUUCUACAUUGAUAAUUGAAUAGUUUACUAUUUUCGUGCAUUUUAUCAAUACACUCCAUAUUUUUAUAUUUAUACGUUAGUCAUUCGCGUUAAUCGAUGCAUAGAUUAAUUGAAGUUAACGGCUCUGUUACUUUAGAUUAAUGUUCCUUUGUAUAAUAGAAUAAAAUCAAGUCUACACUUAAUAUUUAAUCAUGGACGAAAAAGAAACAAAACUUAAUUUCGACAACAAGAUUAUUUUGGCUCCUAUGGUACGAGCGGGAACUUUGCCUAUGCGACUUCUUGCAUUAGAUUAUGGUGCCGACAUUGUAUAUACUGAAGAGUUAAUAGAUUUUAAAUUACUACGUUCAACUCGUCAGAUAAAUGAUGUUCUAGGAACAAUUGAUUAUAUUGACCAGACUGAUGGAACAAUAGUUUUUCGGACUUGUCUUCGGGAAAAAAACCAUGUUGUUUUACAGCUCGGAACAUCUGAUCCUGAAAGAGCUUUGAAAGUUGCCCAAAUUGUAGAAAAAGACGUGUCAGGCAUCGAUAUAAAUAUGGGAUGCCCUAAAAAAUUUUCGCUUGAAGGUGGAAUGGGUGCAGCUCUAUUGAACAAUGAACAAAAAGCAAAAAAUAUUUUGAAACGCUUAAUUGAUGGCGUUCAUAUACCUGUUACUUGUAAAAUACGUGUAUUCGACGACCUUCAAAAGACUUUAAACUUAUGCGAUACUCUUGAAUCUAGUGGAAUUUCAGCAAUUACUGUUCAUGGUCGUACAGUUCAUGAAAGACCACAGCACGCAAAUAGAAAUGAAAUGAUUCGAAUCAUUGCUCAACGCCUUUCGAUACCAGUAAUUGCGAAUGGUGGUUCUAAAGAAAUUGAAAAAUAUUCUGACAUAGAAAAAUUUAAAAAAGAAACAAAGUGUAGCAGUGUUAUGCUUGCUCGAGCUGCACAAUGGAAUUGCUCAAUUUUUCGAAAAGAAGGAUUGUUACCGAUUGACAUCGUCAUCAAAUCAUACCUUAAAUAUGCUAUUGAUUAUGACAAUUCGCCAUCUAAUACUAAAUAUUACGUACAAAAUGUCAUUCGAGAGUUACAGGAAACACCCUUAGGGAAAAAGUUUUUAAAAGCGCAAACUCUUGAGCAAAUCUGCGAAAUUUGGGACAUGGAUGACUAUUGUCGAUUGAAGUUCGACCAGUAUCAAGAAAAAGGUUUCCAUGGUCGUUUUCAAGUAGCACCUGUUAGAAUUGGUGUAAUCGUGAACGAAAAUUAUUCUACGAAAAAUUCGGAAUGUAAUAGUGAGGAUUUGAUAGUCCUGCGAUGUGCAUUUCUGAGAAGACGAUUUUCAUUCGACACUGAUUUACCCAAAACAAAGCUUUUGAAAUGGUUACGAGAAAACAAAAAAACUCAAAUCGUACCCGUUUAUCAUACAUGGUUUGAAGAUAAACUUUUUCGAUCAAUCGUCACUGUAGAUAAUAAAAGAUAUAGUUCUACAUUUUGGGAAAAGAAUAAAAAAAGAGCUGAACAAGGCGCAGCGUUAGUAUGUCUUUGUUCAUUAGGAGUCAUCGAUGAAGAAUCAUUAAAAAAAAAUGGAAGCUUACGAAAAUAAUUUAUCAACUUUUAGAUAAAUAUGUGAAUCUUUGGUCAUAUAAAUGUGUAUUGUAUGUUAAUAAAGUAUCCAGAAUUUCAUAACUUGAA
Messenger RNA from Microplitis demolitor, 1730 nucleotides. RefSeq names its product tRNA-dihydrouridine(20) synthase [NAD(P)+]-like (gene Dus2). Gene Ontology annotation, biological process: tRNA dihydrouridine synthesis. The transcript has 5 exons. Gene Ontology annotation, cellular component: cytoplasm. The record is from RefSeq and is a predicted model, not a curated record. NCBI's taxonomy places the organism in Eukaryota, Metazoa, Arthropoda, Insecta, Hymenoptera, Braconidae. The coding region runs from base 253 to 1641 and encodes 462 amino acids. Gene Ontology annotation, molecular function: flavin adenine dinucleotide binding; tRNA binding; tRNA dihydrouridine synthase activity.